AUGAUUUUGGAACACCCAGCUGUUGGUGGACAAGUGAUUCAUUGUGGCUGGAAUUCAUUUCUAGAAGGUGUGACUGCUGGCUUGCCAAUGAUCACAUGGCCUAUAUUUGCUGAGCAAUUUUACCACGAGAAAUUCGUGACAGAGACUGAAGAGACCAAGGAGGUGAUGAAGAGGGAGGAUAUAGAGAAGGCAGUGAAGUUUUUGUUGGGAAGUGAAGAAGAAGCUGCAGAGAUGAGGAAUCGAGCAAGGGAGCUUGGAAAUGCAGCAAGGAAGGCUGUAGAGAAUAGUGGGUCAUCUCAGCCCAACUUCAUGGGCUUGAUCAAUGAGCUAAAAUCGUUAAAAUCUAAAAGAAACUGA
This is a messenger RNA of Quercus lobata, 357 nucleotides long. Its product is annotated as UDP-glycosyltransferase 73C6-like. The record is from RefSeq and is a predicted model, not a curated record. Gene Ontology annotation, molecular function: UDP-glucosyltransferase activity. The transcript has 2 exons. NCBI's taxonomy places the organism in Eukaryota, Viridiplantae, Streptophyta, Magnoliopsida, Fagales, Fagaceae. Bases 1 to 357 code for a protein of 118 amino acids.